UAUCUCCGAUAGCUGAUUUGAAUUCAUCUGUGUCGGACAUCAUGAUAUCUGGUCCUCCCCUAUCCUCGUCGUCGUCCUCAACGACCAUCACAGACAGUCGACUUGAACCACAGCAAGCGACAACUUCCAAGAUUCUCCAGAAAAUCGAGCUUUUUGCACCUGCUCAUAUCGACCAAGCUACAGCGUUGCGUCACAACUACGCAGGCAAUGGAACCGUCGCGACCCCGUUCAUUGUCGUAUUUCUACCAAACGAUCCCCAAGAUGCCACCACCUUCUCGACUUUCCGGAAGUGGAUGAUCACUUGUCAUCAGGCGGUAGCAACCUUGGCUGUCACGUUUGCGAGCUCGGCUUAUUCGGGGGGGAUACGAGAGAUCAUUCGCGCCUUCGAAGUAUCCCAUGAAGUGGCUAUUCUUGGCGUUUCGCUAUACGUUCUUGGUUUCGCCAUUGGGCCACUUCUCUGGGCUCCUCUGUCUGAGCUGUAUGGUAGACAGCGCAUCUUCAUAAUCACAAUGAUGGCUGUCACAGCGUUCAAUGCUGGAGCUGCUGGAGCAACCAGCAUGCCUGCCUUGCUUGUCCUUCGCUUUUUCGCCGGCGCCACUGGCUCGUCAACAUUGACUAAUGCCGGCGGAGUCAUUGCGGAUAUGUUUAAUGCCUCCCAGCGAGGACUUGCUACUAGCCCAAUUGUUGGCGGGUUUCUCAGUGAGACGGAGGGUUGGCGCUGGCUCCACGGCUUGAUGGCUAUUUUCACAGGCGUUCUUUGGAUCCUUGGGACUCUCUUUGUCCCGGAGACUUAUGCCCCUGUUCUUCUUCGGCGUCGAGCCCAAAUGCUCUCUAAAACCACUGAUAGAGCCUACAUUUCGACCAUCGACGCUGGAAAACCACCAAAAUCGCUUGUUGACCAAUGCAAGACGGCACUUACCCGGCCGUGGGUCUUACUCUUCAAAGAGCCCAUUGUCUUACUCACCUCUGUAUACAUCGCUAUCAUCUACGGUACUUUAUACUUGAACUUUGCAGCGUUCCCUAUUGUCUUUCAGGUAGAGAGAGGCUGGAGCCCAGGCAUCGGUGGAUUACCUUUUAUCGGGACUGCAGUUGGAGUUGUCUUAGCGACUCUAACUGCUGUUUUCGAUAACAAGCGUUAUACACGGUUGGUAGCUGCCAAAGGGGGCAUUGUUGAGCCAGAAGCAAGACUUCCUCCCGCUAUGGUGGGAUCUAUCAUGAUCCCCGUCGGCCUUUUCUGGUUCGCUUGGACGUGCGGUCCAACUAUUCACUGGGCUGUGCCAAUCGUGGGCUCCGUUUUCUUUGCCUGUGGCCUUGUUAUGGUUUUUCUAUCGCUCCUGAACUACCUAAUCGACUCUUAUGUCGUCUAUGCUGCUUCUAUCCUGGCGGCCAACUCAGUUCUCCGAUCGGUAUUCGGUGCAGUGUUUCCCCUAUUCACUCAGAAAAUGUAUGAGAAUUUGGGAAUACACUGGGCUAGCUCUAUCCCAGCAUUUCUAGCAGUUGCCUGUGUUCCCUUCCCGUUUUUAUUUUAUUCAUACGGUGGCAGAAUCCGGAUGAAGUGCGAAUAUGCCUCCGAAGCUGCUAAAGUUCUCCAAAAAAUGCGUACCCAACACCAGAUCACGACGGAAGAUGAGGCCAUGGUCGAAGCUGAGGAGGUUUGGAGGUCCCGGUCCCACAGCAUUGCAUGA
Ilyonectria robusta is the source of this 1685-nucleotide messenger RNA. RefSeq names its product major facilitator superfamily domain-containing protein. The coding region runs from base 42 to 1685 and encodes 547 amino acids. The record is from RefSeq and is a predicted model, not a curated record. Gene Ontology annotation, molecular function: transmembrane transporter activity. Gene Ontology annotation, biological process: transmembrane transport. The transcript is spliced from 3 exons. NCBI's taxonomy places the organism in Eukaryota, Fungi, Ascomycota, Sordariomycetes, Hypocreales, Nectriaceae.